AGUUCGUGAGGGAAGUUUUAGUCAGUCAGUCAGUCGAAGGGGAGGGGGGGGCGGCCGAGCGGGUCUCUCCGUCUGGACUCGCUGAGGGAGGGGAAAUAUCUAUCUCUCCAAGACACCUGAGAGAAAAUUCCCUUUGUUCCUCAUGGAAGGCUGACAGCAUGGUAAUCCAUAAAACACAUCAAAGAUGACAACUCACAAACUUUUACUUUGAAGAUCAGUGGUAAUGAGCACAGUUUAUUCAUAGUCUCCAAAAAAGAACCUUUAUUUACAGAAGGCAUCCCUGUGCUGACAAAUGAAGAAAAAGGAUCUGGCUGGGAUCAAUCAGCCGUACUCUGACUUUUCAAGAGGAUUUAGCGCCCGCUACAUCAGAAGGUCUUAUAAAACGACCUGUUGGCGCAGGGAUGCAUCCCGCUCCUGCUUCAGACUUUAAUGGAUGGCCAGAAUUUGAUUAUGUAGCCAAGAGAAAUACACAAAGUGGAAAGGAAUGAGUAAUUGUCUUACCAUGCACUGAACAAAUCUGAGCAUCAGGUGCUAAGCCCUGGGGAAGAUGUCUGCUUGCAAUGCCUUCACUGAACACGUCUGGAAACCUGGUGAAUGUAAAAACUGCUUCAAGCCAAAAAGCUUGCACCAAUUGCCUCCAGCCUCUGAGAAACCUCCAGUUCCGAAUACGAAUGUGAAAACCAAUGCAAACAGCCAGCGGCCUAAGAACGCGGGAAGUUUCCGUCCCCCUGUGGCCAAAAAACCAACAAUUGCUGUAAAACCCACCAUGAUGAUGCUAGACGGACAGGGCGUAUGCGGUGAGGUCGUCUUGCAAGAUCUCUGUGAGAACAAGUCAGCUGUCGUAGGGUGGAACCAAAACAGGACAGUCCUGAACAAAAAACCACUGAAUAAUAACAACGAGGAAGAGAUUGAUGUUUAUAGCCAAGUUCAUAGACCUUACGGGAACAGCGAUGGCGUAGGUAAGGCUCCAAAUAACAGUAAUGGACUGACGGAAGUCUUGAAGGAGAUUGCAGGCUUGGAUACCACCUCUCAUCUAACAGGAAGUGAAAUGAGUUCAAGGGAAGCAUUCUUGGGAAGAAUUAACAAUUGUUAUAAGAAGUCACUUGAGAGAAAGAUCCCUCCAAGUUGCAUGAUGGGCGGAAUGAAGGACUCCCAUAAUAAGCACGUUGUUCUGAGCGGAAGCACUGAUGUAAUAAGUAACGAAGGUGGCCGUUUCUGUUACCCAGAAUUCUCCAGCGGGGAUGAGAGUGAGGAUGACAUGUUCUUUGGCCACAUGCAAGAAGACCACGAAAGUUGGGACGAAAGCGAUGAGGAGCUGCUGGCGAUGGAGAUCCGCAUGAGGGGACAGCCACGCUUUGCCAAUUUUAGAGCUAACACUCUGUCUCCUGUUCGGUUCUGUGUUGACAAAAAAUGGAACACGGUGCCUUUAAGGAACAAGUCUCUCCAGAGGUUUUGUGCUGUGGACUAUGACGACAGCUAUGAUGAAAUAUUGAACGGUUACGGAGAAGACCCUGAGAUCCUUUAUGGGCCAGAAAGCAUGCAAAGCAUGGUAUCCUCCAAUUCUACAUCUCCUGAUUCUUCUUUGACCGAAGAGUCUCAUUCUGGGACAACCAGCAGUUCUUCUCAAAGGCUCUGCAAUGGCGGACUGUCUCCCAGUACCCCUAAAGAUAUCAAAUUGAUCGAGGAAGGACAUGAAACCUUUGGGGACAGUCAGCAGGUAAAAGCGACAACUAAAAGCCCUCAAAAUGCUAACAAGGCUUUGGAGACUCACAAGGCCGUUCUUGCCCUUAGACUAGAAGAAAAAGAUGGUAAGAUCGCUGUCCAGAGCGAUAAGCAAGAAUGCAAAAGUCCUUCAGAUAGGCCAGGUCAAACAACAGUUUCAAACGUACUCCCUGUUGAAGAGCAAGCCAAACCUUACAGAGUAGUCAACAUGGAACAACCAGUGUGUAAGCCAUACACUAUAGUGGAUGUGUCAGCAGCCAUGACCCAAGAAUGUCUAGAGAAUCAGACGAGAAACCUAGAUCCAAAAAUUACUCAGACUCACCCAAAUCCAUCAGAUACCACAAGUGUGAACGUUACAUCCCAGUCAGGGUCAUCCGGCCAAGUAAAUGCCAAUCUUAAGAAAUCUAGCGCAGUCCGAUACCAGGAAGUUUGGACUUCCAGUACCAGCCUACGUCAAAAGAUACCUAAAGUGGAACUAAUUGCUAAUACUUCAGGAACUUCUGUGCCUCCAAGGAAGAACAUCCACAAAUCUGCUCCUACCUCACCUACAUCAACAAAUAUUUCUACAAAAACAAUUCCCGUAAAGUCUCCUAACCUGUCUGAAAUAAAAUUCAAUAGUUACAACAACGCUGGCAUGCCUCCCUUCCCAAUUAUUAUCCACGAUGAGCCAACAUACGCUAGGAGCUCCAAGAACGCCAUCAAAGUUCCUAUUGUAAUAAAUCCAAAUGCGUAUGAUAACUUGGCCAUCUAUAAAAGUUUCCUAGGGACUAGCGGAGAGCUCUCUGUCAAAGAUAAAACAACCAGUGUAAUAAGCCACACCUAUGAAGAGAUAGAAACCGAAAACAAAGCGUCUGAAACAGUAGCCAGCAAAUCUGAACUUUCCCAAGCCAAAGGGAUCACCAAUAGCGCUGACAGACUAGGUUCCGUGGCGCAGAAGGUUCAAGAGUUCAACAGCUGUCUUGGCAAAGGUCAGAGUUCACCAAAAAGUUCUGGCCACAGCUCCCCGACAAAAAUACAGAGGAACAUUCAAGAGCCUACGGCCAAAGCAGAAGAAGCACAGGAGAUAUUGGGAGGCAGCCAGGAAAAUGCCUGUACUGUGCUAUCGCAGAUAGUGGCUUCUAUCCAGCCUCCACUUUCACCCCCAGAAGUACCUCAAGCCACACCCAAGUCUUGCAGCGUAGAAGAGCUGUAUUCAUUGCCCCCUGAUGCUGAUGCAGGUAAAACCAUCCCAGUGCGACCCAAAUCUCUCUUUACGGCACAAUCCUGCCCUGAUACUGAGGUAGUCAAAUCCCCAGAAACAUCACAGAAGGAAACCUUGUUAAAGUCACCGGCUGCAUUGUCCCCAAAGUCACUGGUGGUUUCCCCAAAUACCACAAGUCCCCAAAGUGAGCAGACUCCCCCAUUCCCUCCUCCACGUUCUACAUCAUCGCCUUACCACGCUAGCAAAGUGUUGCAGAGGCAUUUCAGUAACUGGACCAAACCCACGAGCCCCACUAGAUCCACAGAGGCUGAGUCAGUGUUGCAUUCAGAAGGCAGGCGCACAGUCGACGCAAAGCCCAAGCGGUGGAUAUCCUUUAAGAGCUUCUUCCGCCGUAGGAAGACUGAAGAUGAGGAAGAGAGAGAGAGAGAGAAGGGGAAACUGGUGGGCCUUGAUGGAACCGUGAUCCACAUGCUCCCGCCACCUCCCGUUCAACGCCACAAUUGGUUCAGUGAGUCCAAAACCGAUUCCAGUGAGAAACCAUCCAUCGUUUUCAUGUUCAAAUGUGAACAAGCAAAGCUGGAGGCAAGAUCUGACCAAAACAAGACCGAGGUGAAGUCUGCAGUUGAUGAAGCUGAAACAAAAGACAGGAGGGAAAGUGAGCGGUCUCCCGAGAUCUCAGAAGAAAACCUGAAGAGUCAUUCUUCUGCAUCUCAGCUACCCAAGGAAAUUCUCAGCUCGCCAGAUCCCAGUGGAAUAAAUGCUUCGCCAGAGUUCCGAGACAUGAUCAAAAGGUUCAAGAAGGCUUUGAGAGAAUUUCCUUUAAUGGGGAACUGUGUGAGUGAGUAUAGUGGUCAAGUGCCCGAUGAGUCCACGGUGGAAAACAAUGUCUCCCCUUGCAUUCCGCGAUCUGCGUUCGGAAAGCUGGCAAGUGGCAACAAUGCUUCGGCCAUUCCGCUGUCCCCUCCAGAAAUGCCACAAGGGGAAGAUGAAAGGGAAGAAAUGUCUGAUUCUUCUGACCUGAGUGGCUGCAGCGCUACGUACAGUAACUUGGGGCAAUCCAGAGCAGCUAUGAUUCCUCCGAAACAACCACGGCAAACAAAGGGGGCUUUGGAUGACGCCAUUGCUUUUGGGGGAAUCUCCGAUCCAGAGAUGGCAGCUGCUGUACAUCCAACACCACCUCCGCUGCCCAAGAAGACCGUUCUAAGAGCUCACACAGAACCGCUUCCGAAAGAACUGCACAAACAGGGCCCGGAGAGCAGCCUGUGCGUUAUGGCCAACCCCACCUACGACAUCGACACCCGCUGGGAAGCAGGCAGCGCCUGCUCUUCCCUCAGCUCAGAGCUCAAGGUCAUGGACGACGAGUCGGGAGAUUCCUUGGACAGACCUCUCGGGAAAGGACCAGCAGUCCCGCCUGCAGCCAACAGCUUCACUAGCCACACUGCUCUGGGCGUUAAGGACAGGGGUUCCAAAAGCACGGAGUCUCUGUCAGGAAGGCCCGCCACCUACAGCAAGCAUGGCAGGGCCGUCCAGAAGCCCCAGCGGCACACGCUUUAUCGAGGCAUCGAGAACAGAGAAGAGGUGGUGAGCAAAAUCAGGAGCCUGCACACCGACUCCCUGAAGAAAUUGUCCGCCAAGUGCGAAGACCUGUUCAUGGCCGGGCAGAAAGAUCAGCUUCGGUUCGGGGUAGACAGCUGGUCGGACUUCAGAUUGACCAGCGACAGGCCUUGCUGCGAGGCAGGAGAUGCCGUCUACUACCGAGCUUCCUACGCAAAAGAUCCACUCAACAGCUACGCCGUCAAGAUUUGCAAGAGCAAAGCGAAGGAAUCCCAACAGUAUUACCACAGCUUGGCCAUCCGCCAGAGCCUGGCUAUUCACUUUAACAUACAGCAGGACUGUGGCCAUUUCCUAGCUGACGUGCCCGUGCGGCUCCUUCCGUGGGAGGAUCCUGACUCACCAGAGGAGGAGGAGGAGGAACCGCAGGAAGAAGGGGAGCAGAGGACCCACGAGAGCCCUCCCGAGGUGGAAGCGUCCCAGAGGGACGGCUCGACCGGCACCCCAGGCACUGUCAGCAAGCAGCGCAGCCGAGUGGUCGUCAUCACCCGCGAGGUCCCCUACCUGACGGUGGCCGAUUUUGUGCGGGAGUCUUCCGGGCGUCACGCCAGCAGCCCGGACUUGUACGAGCGGCAGGUGUGCUUCCUCCUCUUACAGCUGUGUUCCGGCCUCGAGCACCUGAAGCCCUAUCACAUCACGCACUGCGACCUGCGCCUGGAGAACCUCCUGCAGGUGGACUACAAGCCCGGGGGGAGCCUUCUGAGCUCGGAGUGCGUGGAGCCCAACCCCAACGCCGCUUGCCCCGCCCGGCUCAUUGUGAGCAAUUUCUCCCAAGCCAAGCAGAAGAGCCACACGGUAGAUCCUGAAGUCCUGAGGGACCAGUCCCGCCUGGCCCCAGAGAUCAUCACGGCAACGCAGUAUAAAAAAUGCGACGAGUUCCAGACGGGCAUCCUCAUCUACGAAAUGUUGCACCUGCCUAACCCCUUUGAUGAAAACCCAGAGCUGAAGGAAAAAGAGUACACCCGCGCCGACCUGCCCCGGAUCCCUUGCCGCUCCCUUUACUCCUUGGGGCUCCAGCAGUUGGCAAACUGUCUGCUCAACCCCAACCCUUCGGAAAGGAUCCUCAUCUCCGAGGCCAAGGGAGUCCUUCAGUGCUUGCUGUGGGGCCCUCGGGAGGAUCUGUUUCAAACUCUCAGCGCCUGCUGCCGGCCGGCACAAAGGGAGACUGUGCUCCAGAACUGGCUGGACAUCAAACGGACGCUGCUGAUGAUCAAGUUUGCCGAAAAGUCUUUGGACAGGGAAUGUAAAGUCAGCCUGGAAGACUGGCUCUGUUGUCAGUAUCUGGCUUUUGCCACGACGGACUCGGUCAGCCGCGUGGUGAAAAUCAUGCAGCAGCACUAGCUGCCACUUUUGACUUCCAGCGAUGCCCCCCCCGCCCCCCGAAUCCUUUCUCCAGUCCAACGCUCGCUCACGCUGCCCUAUGAGUGCUGAAAGUCUAGCCUAGAUAUCAAGGUCGCCAAGACUGAGCAAACAGAUCUCAGUAGGAAGCUCGGUUUCCUGUCUGAGACGCAAAGGGAGAACUGGUACCGGCCUGAGGACUCAUCGCCUCCUGUAGCGGGAGGUGUGAUAGAACAAGGAAAAGCGGGAACGCUGGUAAGGAAACCACUACUUCUGAGAUCCCCCAUUCCGAAGAAAGCGGUGCGGAGGUGUGCUCAGCCACGCCCUGCAUAUGGCAGUGCCCGGCGAACUGCAAACAGGAACGAGACAAACGAGCUGCCGAAAUGAGUAAACCACUUUUCACGUGGUGUGGGGCUUCUGCCCCUUGCCUUCCCAAAAGAACUCCCAGCCCUGUUAUGUGGGGACAACUCAGCCAAUACCAGUCACGCCUGAAAGUCAGCUUUGAUCAUUCCCUCUCCUCUUCCCAACGAGGCAGCAUUUUUGACUGCCAGGGAGUUAUGACCACCAGCCCACCCACCCACCCACCCCCCGAUCAAAUUGUCACACGCACCCCUUAACUCUUGCUUAGGGGCAAACAACACAUGGCAUGCAAGUUAUUUUUAAAAUGUGACAACCCUUCCCCCCCCCCCCGCUCCUCCAGCAUCUGCUUUUUUAAAAAGAAAAGCAGCCUUAGAAGACAGACUUCGAAGAGAGGUGCAGCUGGUGGGGAGAGUUGCUCAGAUUUACCCGCUCUGGGUUCCAGAGUUCCUGUAACAUUACAUUUCUCCCCUCUUGGUGUCCUUCUCAGCCCUCGCUUCAUUUGAUUGGGCAGCAGUCGUCAAAGCAGAACACUUCCCCAAAAACAGUGGAUUUCUUUCGGCCAGCACCUGUGCUGCACUGGUCCUGCUCAGGGUUAUCAACGGACUGUUAAUUAUAACCGUGUUACUCGAGAGCCAGUGUAGACAGCCUGAGGCCAAUAGAAGCUGUUCUUUCUCUGUCUCCUAUCAGGUGUGGCUGGUGUCCUAAAUCAGGGUCAAGGCCGAAUCUGCUUUCUGUGCCUUUUUUCCACUUGAUUUUGACCAGCCGAGCCACACGUGGCAUUUCCACAUCAUAAGACGGAAGCCGGCUAUGUUGGCAGGCGACAUCAUUGCUUAGGGCUCGGUCUUCUGUCACUAAUAAGCUACGUUGUUAGAGAACGUUUGCCUUGAAGUGCAGUUCUCGGGGGGGGGGGUUGUCCAGGGAGAGCACAUCUUCUCAGCAGCCAUAAUUUUGCCCAACCUUCAGUAGCAGCCGUUCCAGCUGUUACUGCCAAUCUCUUAAAAUGCCACGGGUGUCGGCCUGCAUGCCGGGGACUCUGAAGGAGUCGCCGCAUACUAAGGAGACAUUAAGCAAGCAAAUCCAACCGCCUGAAGGAGCGUUUGGCCUGCAGACCCCGCCACUGGCUUCUUUCCCUGAUACAGUGGCCUUUUUCCUGUGGAAGCGCAGCAUCUGUUUCUCUCCUACACCUGAUCUCUUUGCUCAGUAUUCUUGGAGUGCCUCCGAAGGACAGCAACUGCAACCCAGUAUUGAAUUCCUCACAGCGGGGAGGGGGAGAGCGGCCGUUAGUUGGAAAGAGGACACCUCUCGUGUCAAGCCCCUGCUCCUUCUUUCUCCUCCUAUGGAUAUAUGUGCAAUUUUUGGAUGUAUUAUAUGACUAAGC
This is a messenger RNA of Heteronotia binoei (common prickly gecko), 7610 nucleotides long. RefSeq names its product pseudopodium enriched atypical kinase 1 (gene PEAK1). Gene Ontology annotation, cellular component: actin cytoskeleton; focal adhesion. Bases 548 to 5875 code for a protein of 1775 amino acids. The transcript is spliced from 8 exons. NCBI's taxonomy places the organism in Eukaryota, Metazoa, Chordata, Lepidosauria, Squamata, Gekkonidae. Gene Ontology annotation, molecular function: protein kinase activity; ATP binding. The record is from RefSeq and is a predicted model, not a curated record. Gene Ontology annotation, biological process: protein phosphorylation.